Molecule: messenger RNA, 882 nt
Organism: Brugia malayi
Lineage: Eukaryota; Metazoa; Nematoda; Chromadorea; Rhabditida; Onchocercidae
Gene: Bma-crn-7.2
Exons: 6
Coding region: 1-882 (293 amino acids)
Biological process (GO): apoptotic DNA fragmentation
Molecular function (GO): deoxyribonuclease II activity
Source: RefSeq, a predicted model, not a curated record
AUGAUUUUCAAAAUGAUUAGACUGUUAAUGAUAGUUGCAAUGAACGAUAUUAUAAUGGCUCAAUUUUCCUGCAAGAAUCGUAACGGAAAAUCUGUUGAUUGGAAUUAUUUUAUCUCUUUUACAAUGACCAAGCACCAGUUAACGAAAAAAAAAAGUCAUCUAAACCGCGCGCAUGCAAAAGGGGUCGCUGUUUUCGGUAACACAUCCGGUUUCUGGCUUGUUCAUAGUGUACCUAAAUUUCCUUCACUUAAACGCUAUUCAUAUGCUGAGAACGGUCAAACUUAUGGGCAGUCAUUUCUGUGUGUCACAUUGAAAACAACAUCCAUCAAAGUAUUUGCGAAUGCGAUGAGAUAUAUCUAUCCGGAAGUGUACGGUAUCACUGUGCCCAGAAAUUUCUUGAAUAGAUUCCCAUUGUUGGAAGAUCUGAAAGAGUUAAAAAAGAAAAGAAUUUCCAAUAUGUCAUCGUUGCUUCAGAACUUUAAGUCGAAUGGUAAUGUGGAUUUCUUUGCUUUCUCAAAGACUGGAAAAUAUAACAAAGAUCUUUAUUUGGAUUUGAUUGCAAAAGAAAUGAAUGUAUCACUUUUUGCUGAGACAUGGAUGAACGGUGCUGCAAAAGACUUAAAUUCGGAAUGCACUACUAAAUAUAAAGUAAUAAAUGUCAAGGAAUUGAAUGUCGCGGGUGACAAAUUUGCCAGCAACAGAGAUCAUUCAAAGUGGGCCAUUGCCGAAAACAAGACAAAACCACUUGUAUGCAUUGGUGACAUUAACAGGCAGGAAUCACAGAAAAAGCGAGGAGGUGGAGCAGUAUGCUUAUUGAAUAAGAAUAUUUGGAAUUUAUAUAAUAAAUCAAUUACCGAUGUAGAAAGUUGUAAAGUUAAAUGA